This is a messenger RNA of Staurois parvus, 705 nucleotides long. The record is from the annotation of a GenBank genome assembly. NCBI's taxonomy places the organism in Eukaryota, Metazoa, Chordata, Amphibia, Anura, Ranidae.
AUGUUUACAAUGAUGGCCCACAGCUCGGGAGGUUUGCUGUUCCUCUGUUCAUUAUGGUCGCUGUGCUCGGCUGAUUUGGAGACUAUAAGCCCGGGGUUUGGAGGAGACAAGUUUAAGGUGGAAGGCCGAGCCGUCGUGCCUGGAGUGAGGCCUCAGGAGUGGGUGAGCCGGGCCCGGGUGUUAGUGGACGGAGAGGACUACAUCGGCUUCCUGCGGAUGGAUGGAAGCUUUGUGGUCCAUGAUGUUCCUCCAGGUUCCUAUGUAGUAGACGUUGUGUCUCCAGCUUAUCGAUUUGAGCCAGUCCGAGUGGAUAUAACUUCAAAGGGUAAAAUGAGGGCCAGAUAUGUAAAUCACAUCAAAACUUCAGAAGUUGUUCGGUUACCAUACCCUCUCCAGAUGAAAUCUUCAGGUCCUCAUUCCUAUUUCAUCAAGCGAGAGACCUGGGGGUGGACAGACUUUCUUAUGAACCCAAUGGUGAUGAUGAUGGUUCUGCCGCUACUGAUCUUCGUGCUGCUUCCUAAAGUUGUGAACACUAGUGACCCAGAAAUGAGACGGGAAAUGGAACAGUCAAUGAACAUGCUCAACUCCAACCCAGAGCUGCCUGAUGUGUCUGAGUUUAUGACGAGACUGUUUACUUCAAAAUCUUCCAGCAAAUCCAGCAUAGGGGGAAAAGUUGGCAAGAGCGGAGUUGGGAAAAGGAGGUAG